Molecule: messenger RNA, 3599 nt
Organism: Limulus polyphemus (Atlantic horseshoe crab)
Lineage: Eukaryota; Metazoa; Arthropoda; Merostomata; Xiphosura; Limulidae
Product: zinc finger protein 737-like
Exons: 4
Coding region: 93-2384 (763 amino acids)
Biological process (GO): regulation of transcription by RNA polymerase II
Cellular component (GO): chromosome
Molecular function (GO): chromatin insulator sequence binding
Source: RefSeq, a predicted model, not a curated record
ACACUAUUGUUCGUGUAUAAUGGUGGUUAAGCGUGGGCUGUGCUAUGAAAAAAGUUUUGCAGAACUACUAAAUUUCGAAACAAAAAGAUAAGAUGAAUGACACAGAGAAAACUGGAGAUAUGUCUGUAAAGAACAUUUUUAAGGAUGAAACUUUAAGAAAUGCAGAAAAUAAAAGGUUUUGUGAUACCUCUAAAAACAAAAUGUCAAAAACGAAUGAAGGCCCUAGGAUGGGUCUUCGUCCUCGCCAGAAAAGGAAGCUUACUGUUCCACAAAAGAUACUGAAUGAUCUUUCGGAUAAUGAAGAUGCCCCAGCCAACUCCUGUAGAAUUAAAUCUAAGACUAAAUUUUCAAAACUACAGGAUGAACAAUAUACAGAAGGAGAUUCAGACAAAAAUGACCAAUCAAAAGCAACAACAUCGAAAAAGAACAGAAGAUGUCAAUGUCAGAUUUGUGGAAAGUGGCUCUCAAACCCAAUUAAGUUGUCUCAUCAUCUUCGAAUACAUAGCGGUGAGAAGAAAUUUAAAUGUGAAGUGUGUGGAAAAGCUUUCCGUUGGGAGUAUUCUUGGAAAAGCCAUUUAUUAAGCCAUAGUGAAGAUAACCCUUACCAGUGUGAACAGUGUGGUGUUAAAGUAACCAGCAAAGGGGCCCUAAAUAACCAUAUCUUACGUGUUCAUAGUAACCCAGACAGAAACUUUGAAUGUGAAAAAUGCAGAAAGCGGUUCCUAUCGAACUCUGAGCUUCAGCAGCAUUUGUUCCGUCACACCAGUAAUAAACCGUUUAUGUGUGAGUUCUGUGGAAAUUCUUUUCGUUCCAAAGGUAGUAUGGAAGUUCACUACCGUACACAUACUGGAGAAAGGCCGUUUGAAUGUGAGUUCUGCAAGAAAACAUUCGCUUAUAAAAAUUCUCUUGUUGGUCACAUUAGGAUCCACACUGGGGAACGCCCUUUUCAGUGUAACUAUUGUGGAAAACAGUAUCGAAUGAAGCAUGAGCUGACCAGUCACAUGAUUGUACAUAGUGAUAUCCGGCCAUAUAAGUGUGACCAGUGUGAGAAGACUUUUCGGUCAAAAACUAAUUUUAAAAUGCACAAGGACUUCCAUAAAGGGAUAAAGCCUCAUGUAUGUGAAAUAUGUGGAAGGUCAUUUCUGUCCAGAGGAAAUAUGGGAAAACACGUUCGUCGACACCGCGGAGAGCGACCUCAUUCUUGUGAAAAAUGUGGCAAAGCAUUUUUUGAAAAGCAGGAACUUAAAAACCACAUGAAGACUCAUGCAGAUGGAAAAAAAUCUCGUCCAAGGAAAAGAUGUCCUUCUGUAACAUCCAGUAGAAGCAGCAAGUCUCUGGAUGUUUUUCAACAUGAAAAAGAUCCCAAGAUAUCUUCAGACCUUCAACAGGAACCAUUUAAUGUUGUUCUUUCAACCCAACCUAAUGUGACCAUCCAUCACAGUCAUUUCCCUCAGACACAAGAUGGCGAAAGCCACUUUCCAUCAGAUCAUGGACAAGAAUCUCAAAUAAUCAGCCACCAUGAAGGAAAUCUUCAACAGUUUCAUACAAAUAGCCAUGAACCUUCAAGUCUUCUAGAAAAACGCACUGUACCUGUGCAUAGUGGUUCUUUUACUGCAGAGUCGCAUUUUGUUUCUAUGUUGCCAAGACCAAAUUCUGAAAGUCAAGUGAACAACCAUUCCUCACCUUUGGAUCCUAAUACCCUGGAAAAUCAUCACGUGAUUAGUGUUUCAGACACUCACAUGCCUUCUCUUCCUACUCAGUACUCUCUAUCAAGACCUCCAAUUCCAAUACAAAACCAAGCCAGUGGAAUAUCUACAUCAGUCCUGCCAGCUACUCGGGAAGAACAACACGAAAUUCAAGUUCCACCUGGAAAUUCUCUUCAAAUUCUUGUCGUCAGCCAAGGAGAUCAGCGAAAUCUGCAAGGAAACCACAUACCUGUUCUAAAUGUUCACAGCAACCGUUUACAGGAUCUCCAAGUGAGUGAAUUUCACCAGUUGACUCUUGAUAAAACAACCAAUUCUAUGUUAGAGAUUCCUGUAGGUCACAACAUACCUAUUCCAGUGUCCUUAAUAGAAGCUGACAGACACCAAACUGAAUUUCUGCAGCUUCCAAACAGAGAUCAAAGUUUACAUCGCAUGGCUCGACCGGCUGAUAUGGUAAAUCCUAACUCUUUUCAGAAUUUGACCCCACCAAGCAUACUUGGUUAUGAUAAUCCUCAAGCUAUGUUUGUAGAGGAAUAUGAGAAUUCAAAUGUUCUGACUCAGGAAGUGUUUUUUAAGUGCAAGUUUUGUAGAAAUGUGUAUUCAUCACAAGCAGGUGUAAAGCGCCAUCUAGUGGAGUACCACAGAUUUGAACCUGAUCGUGUCCACGAGUUUGUUACUUGAAAAACAGUAGUUAAUGCCUGACUGAGGUCUGUCAUAGUUUUUACCAUCAUAUUCAAAUGAAAGAGUCCAAUUUCUUUGUUCAUUAAGUUUCCAUGGGUGUAAUCUCGAUUUAUACACUUAUUGUUGUUGUUGCAAGAGCCAGUAUUUUUGUUACAGUUAGUAUAUUUUGGUGCUUUUUAUGUUAUUGAAUUUGCUAUGCCAGUCUGUUCUACAUUUCUGUGAACAGUAUUAAAUAAUUAAUAUCCAAAGCUGUGGACGACUUUGUUCAAGUAAAGUAAAUGUGCUGAAAUAUGAAAGUUACUAAAACUUUCAAGCUACAUUGUUUGGUAAAGAGCUUGUAUAGAAAACUGGUGUAUUCUUAAGUUCAGUAUGAUAUGGAAGUUCUGGGUUUUUCAUAUAUGCAAGCAAAGUUUUGAAUAUAGUGGUUUUAAAACAUGUUCAGGCUGACUAAGAAUAUCAAUAUGAAAAUAAAAUAUUAGCAGAUAUGCAAAUGUUUAAAUAUAAAACCUGUUGUGUACAUAUAUCUAGGUAUACAUAAUUACUUUAAAAUAGGAACACUUAAAAUGUAUCUUGGACUGAAGUAUGUUUCAUAUUUAUUGGUUCAUAAAAUAAUUAGACAAUGGGGUGAAGUUUGAUUUUAAUUUCAUUUUGGUGUAAUUAGUGACUGGGAUUUACUGCUCAAGUGCAAAGUUGAGGUGCAGAUAGUAAUUGUAAAUCUAGUAAUGAACAGCAGAUGAAACUACUGAAAAUACUUAUCAAACAAGUAAGCAUCUCCAGGGCAUGUAAAUCAAAAUAAACUGUAAUCACAAAGUUCAAAUGUCAUCGUUACUACUGGUAUUGACAGAAGAGGGCAGCUUAUCCUAAUCAGUAAUCAUCCAAAAUAAAAUUAAAAUCAGACUUCACCUUACAGAUAGGUCUGGUAUAACUUAUAAAUAAUUUCUGUUUCAUCAUAUCCAUUUCUGGUAUUAUCUGAGAGUUGAAAGUACACAGAUCAGCUAAGCUACGAACAAAUAAACAGAUUGUACUGAUAUGAACAUAACAAAGAACCAAACACAUUUAACUCAAAACAUUAUUAAAUUGAUCUGAUAGGUUGGUUAUAGUGUUUCAGUCACUCAUCUGUGUUUUGAACAUGCUCUAACAGUACCAAUGUGCUUUAGGCUGUGGAAGAUCAACAUGAGAAUUCUACAACACAGUACCAAAUCAUCAGCUUGCUGU